This is a messenger RNA of Scomber scombrus (Atlantic mackerel), 2763 nucleotides long. RefSeq names its product trichohyalin-like. The record is from RefSeq and is a predicted model, not a curated record. NCBI's taxonomy places the organism in Eukaryota, Metazoa, Chordata, Actinopteri, Scombriformes, Scombridae. The coding region runs from base 1 to 2763 and encodes 920 amino acids. The transcript has 3 exons.
AUGACUCUUGGUAAAAAGGACCCCAACAAGAUAAACAAAACCAUCUGGUUGGUAGGAGAGACAGGAACAGGAAAAUCUACUCUGGUCAACGCUCUGUUCAACUACACCAUGGGAGUGAAGUUUGAGGACAACAUCUGGUUUGAGAUCGUAGAAGAUGAGAUGAAAAGUCAGACAGAGAGUCAGACAUCAGAAGAGAAGAGAAGUCAGACAUCAGAAGAGAGUAACAGUCAGGCAGAGAGUCAGACAUCAGAUGAGAAGAACAGUCAGGCAGAGAGUCAGACAUCAGAAGAGAAGAGAAGUCAGACAUCAGAAGAGAAGAACAGUCAGGCAGAGAGUCAGACAUCAGAUGAGAAGAACAGUCAGGCAGAGAGUCAGAAAUCAGAAGAGAAGAGAAGUCAGACAUCAGAAGAGAAGAACAGUCAGGCAGAGAUUCAGACAUCAGAAGAGAAGAACAGUCAGGCAGAGAGUCAGACAUCAGAUGAGAAGAACAGUCAGGCAGAGAGUCAGACAUCAGAAGAGAAGACAAGUCAGACAUCAGAAGAGAAGAACAGUCAGACAUCAGAUGAGAAGAGAAGUCAGGCAGAAAGUCAGACAUCAGAAGAGAAGAACAGUCAGGCAGAGAGUCAGACAUCAGAAGAGAAGAACAGUCAGGCAGAGACUCAGACAUCAGAAGAAAAGAUAAGUCAGACAUCAGAAGAGACGAACAGUCAGGCAGAGAGUCAGACAUCAGAAGAGAAGAACAGUCAGGCAGAGAGUCAGACAUCAGAAGAGAAGAGAAGUCAGACAUCAGAAGAGAAGAACAGUCAGACAUCAGAAGAGAGGAACAGUCUGGCAGAGAGUCAGACAAUAGAAGAGAAGAGAAGUCAGACAUCAGAUGAGAAGAGAAGUCAGGCAGAUAGUCAGACAUCAGAUGAGAAGAGAAGUCAGGCAGAAAGUCAGACAUCAGAAGAGAAGAACAGUCAGGCAGAGAGUCAGACAUCAGAAGAGAAGAACAGUCAGGCAGAGACUCAGACAUCAGAAGAAAAGUACAGUCAGGCAGAGAGUCAGACAUCAGAAGAGAAGAUCAGUCAGACAGAGAGUCAGACAUCAGAAGAGAAGAACAGUCAGACAGAGAGUCAGACAUCAGAAAAGAAGGACAGUCAGACAGAGAGUCAGACAUCAGAAGAGAAGAACAGUCAGGCAGAGAGUCAGACUUCAAAAGAGAAGAACAGUCAGGCAGAGAGUCAGACAUCAGAAGAGAAGAACAGUCAGGCAGAGAGUCAGACAUCAGAAGAGAAGAACAGUCAGGCAGAGACUCAGACAUCAGAAGAAAAGAACGGUCAGGCAGAGAGUCAGACAUCAGAAGAGAAGAACAGUCAGUCAGAGAGUCAGACAUCAGAAGAGAAGAACAGUCAGACAGAGACUCAGACAUCAGAUGAGAAGAGAAGUCAGGCAGUGAGUCAGACAUCAGAAGAGAAGAACAGUCAGACAGAGAGUCAGACAUCAGAAAAGAAGAACAGUCAGACAGAGAGUCAGACAUCAGAAGAGAAGAACAGUCAGGCAGAGACUCAGAUAUCAAAAGAGAAGAACAGUCAGACAGAGAGUCAGAGAUCAGAAGAGAAGAACAGUCAGGCAGAGAGUCAGACAUCAGAAGAGAAGAACAGUCAGGCAGAGAGUCAGACAUCAGAAGAGAAGAGAAGUCAGGCAGAGACUCAGACAUCAGAAGAGAAGAACAGUCAGGCAGAGAGUCAGACAUCAGAAGAGAAGAACAGUCAGGCAGAGAGUCAAACAUCAGAAGAGAAGAACAGUCAGGCAGAGAGUCAGACAUCAGAAGAGAAGAGCAGUCAGGCAGAGACUCAGACAUCAGAUGUGAUCGUGUACGAGAUCUUUGGUUAUGAAGAUAAAACUCUGCCCUACUCUCUGACCAUCAUCGAUACUCCUGGAUAUGGAAACACCAGAGGGAUUGAACAUGAUAUCAUCAUCAGUCAAAGUACUUUUGAUUUAUUCUGCUCAGAAAAUGGGAUUCAUGAGAUCGAUGCAGUGGGUCUGGUGCUGAAGGCGAGUGAGAAUCGAGUGAGUGACCGACUUAAGUACAUCUUUGAUUCAGUGACGUCUCUGUUUGUAAAAAACCUGGAAGACAACACUGUUGUUCUCAUCACACACUCAAAUGGAAGACUACCUAAAAAUGUGCUACAAGCUCUUGAAGCUGCAAACAUUCAGUUGGCCAAAAAUACAAAGGAACCUGUUCACUUCCUGUUUGAUAACUGCCAGGAUGAAGACCGAACAGACGACAUAGAUGACCUGAAACAUGCUGAAAAAAUAACAAUGAAAGGAAUGAGACAGUUGGUGGAGUUUUUAGAACAAACUUCGCCUCAAAAGCUGCAAAAAACAAAAGAAGUCCUGAAAGAGCAAAUCUGUAAAAAAGUGACAUCCUGCAUCCAAAACCUGCAAGAAAGAAUCCAGCUGAUUGAACUAAAACAGAAAGAGAUCCAACAGACUAAAGAAGCUCUGAAGAAACAUGAAGAAGAGAUGAAGAAGAAUGAGAAGUUCACUGUAGAAGUUGAUGAGGUCUACAAAGAGAAAGAGGAUAUCAAUGGUGGGAUGAGAGAGACAGCCCCCAGAGACCCAGAACGGGCAGUCGCCCAGGCCAGCCGACUGGUCCCGCAGCAACCCCAGACGGAAUUCGGGAUCACCGGAGUCCACCGGGAUCGCAUCCUGCUGAUCUCCGCUAAAAUCCCGAACCGCAGACAGCUGACGGUUACUCUCCUGAAAAAACCUGUGUGA